UUUCAUCAACGCAAAAAUAAAUUCGAAUUAAAAUUGGGAAGUCUUUGCGCUCUCCACCUCUCGGGGCUUUCUUUUUCCUUCGUUUGGGGUCGAAAAAUUAGGGUUUUUCUUGUCGUGGUUCUGUUAAUGGCGACGACGCAGGGGCAGCAGACGCCGAUUGACUCGGCGGUUUUAGAUGAUAUAAUCAGGCGUCUCACGGAGGUCCGGUUAGCUAGACCAGGAAAGCAAGUCCAGCUCUCGGAGGCUGAGAUCAAACAGCUCUGCAAUACAGCUAGAGAUAUUUUUCUUCAGCAACCCAAUUUGCUAGAGCUUGAGGCACCCAUCAAAAUCUGUGGCGACAUACAUGGGCAGUAUAGUGACUUGCUGAGGCUGUUCGAGUACGGUGGCUUCCCUCCUAGUGCCAACUAUCUGUUUCUAGGGGACUAUGUGGACCGAGGCAAACAGAGUCUUGAAACGAUAUGUCUCUUGCUAGCUUACAAGAUCAAAUACCCAGGGAACUUUUUCCUGCUAAGGGGAAACCACGAGUGUGCUUCUAUCAAUCGGAUUUAUGGGUUUUACGAUGAAUGCAAAAGGAGGUUUAACGUGAGGGUGUGGAAGGUUUUCACUGACUGUUUCAACUGCCUUCCUGUUGCGGCGCUUAUAGACGACAAGAUACUGUGCAUGCACGGUGGACUUUCGCCGGAUCUCAACCAUUUGGAUGAGGUUAGAAGCUUACCACGCCCAACUAUGAUUCCGGACACAGGGCUGCUCUGUGAUCUGCUCUGGUCUGAUCCUGGGAAAGAUGUUAAAGGAUGGGGAAUGAAUGAUAGAGGCGUUUCGUACACCUUUGGUCCGGAUAAAGUCUCUGAGUUUCUAGCGAAGCAUGAUCUAGACCUUGUGUGCCGUGCCCAUCAGUCUGUUCUUGGCAAAUCAAACCAAACAAAUGGAUUUGGUCUUUACUCAGAGAAAUUGAAUCAAACCAUUAAAGAUUUGGCUUUAAAGUGUUGUGCUGAUGGUAGUGAGAACUCAUUGGAAAGGAGCAAAACCUUAGUCUUC
Molecule: messenger RNA, 1035 nt
Organism: Thlaspi arvense
Lineage: Eukaryota; Viridiplantae; Streptophyta; Magnoliopsida; Brassicales; Brassicaceae
Source: the annotation of a GenBank genome assembly